GGUUAAGCCGGUUGGAAAAGCCCGCCUGGCUGCUCGACCGGCCGGCACUUCGCUCAGUUCUCCACUGCGCUCCGAACGAAUAGGAGCUUUCGCCAAACAGAUUCGACCUCGAGUACCCAGUUGCCUCUUUUUUCGUUCCGUUGCUUUCUCGGUUUACGUCAGAAUUCGGCGAUACAGCAUCGAUUAUUAACGACUCCGCUGAUUUUAACGACGAUCUUCGUAUACCCCCAGGAAAGCACCCUUCCUCUGCGUUCGAUCCUGAUCCUGAUCCUUGCCGACGUUACCUGUUCGUUCGACGACAAGAAAAGAAGAGGAAACUAUGCCCGUGGACGAUAACACGUCGCUAUUUUCGGUUUGAGGACUCCUCGAUAGACCCCAGCUAUCGCGUUCCAAACUUGAAGGAUUUCUAAGAAGAGGGAAAGGAUUCGCCGCAAUUAUGCUGUUUCAGAAGAUGCCGGGUACACCGUCGGCUCUAUGGAGAUGGUUAUUCUUGGCGGGAUUAAUCCACUGUUCGUCCUGUCAAAGCGUCUCCGCCACGUUCGAAAACAAGACCGGCCAGGCCGAGAGCAAGCCGCGCGUGUUCUCGCCUCGAAUGGACUACGACGAGUGGACGCCCCUCGGCCGCGGGGAUCCUCUCAAGAACAAUCCCACUUUCGAUUACGUGCCUCCCGUCCUCGACAGGGUCCAAUAUUGGUUGGAUUCCCACACCACCGAACCGUCCGCGAAACGCAAUAUCCUUGUACUGGGAGUAACCGCGAAGAAGACCAGCCCCAAGAUACCGGAACAGUUUCUGAAGUUCGUCGACGGGCCGAAGUUUACCAGGUCGAGUCAUCAGGACAACUAUAGGAACGAAUUCACCGGAAGCAGCGGUGCCGAACCUCCGAAAGUCGUGCGGACCAACAGCUUCAGGAACGGACCGAUCGAUUACAGAAAUCAGAACAGGAUCCAAUCGAUACCAGCCAGCUACUAUCCUAGUUCUUACUACAAUCAGAAGACGAAACCGUACACCAUGAUGCUACCACCGCCGUUGACUCAAAAGGAUAAAAUAGUGAGUUUUGCCGAGCCUACGCAACAAUUUAAUACGCAAACGGAGGAAGGACCGGUGCUUCAAGAUUCCCAGUUCUUCGCUUCGGUGCCGCCGCCGAAGAAUUACAAUCAGCACUCGGUGAAGCUUGGAAACAAGUUUGCUCCGAGUAGAAAUCCUGUGCAGACGGUGUCGCAGGUGGAAACGAUUAAAAGCGUGUACGCUUCGUCGCCUCCGCCCACGCGAUCUAAAUACGAGAGCAUCACGACGCCGUCUGUAUCUUUCGAGAAGUCUAAUCUGAUUUAUCAAUCGACUCAGACUCUGUCCGGAGGGUGGCCGAACAACGGUGCGCCUUUAUCUACGCCCACUACGAAUUUAGCUAAUCAGUCUACUCGGCAGCCGGUCGAUUACCCGCGCGAUCAAUACGAAAUCGAUCACCACGUGGCUGCGUCGUCGAAUCACGAAGUAAUCGUCGAGCAGAACGCGAACAUAAUCGUCGACGGAGACAGUAACGAGAACGAAGAAGUAGUGGUUGGCCAGAAAGGGAUGACUUCUCCUAACACGCCUCCGACGACCACGAUGACGACUACGACCACGACGAAGUCUACUGCUAGUGAGGAAAGGGAGAAUCAGGGUAAAGGAUCGGCUGAGAAGAUGCACAUCGUCGUUCCUACUAGCCCGGAAUCGCAAGAAGGAAGGAAGGAGCCAGUGUCCGUAGUGAUGCCGGCGAACUAUUCGGAGAAGAAGUCGAAUCAAGAGACACAAGUAGAAACGACUACGACCAGUAUGUUAGAAAAUACGACAACUGCUGAAGAGGAGGCGAGCGACUCGUUCAGCGUCGAGACUCAACCGAUUCGAAAUUUAGCCACUGGGUCUUCUAUUCUCAUGCCGAACAGAAUGAUGCCUCAUCAGCAUAUAAUGCAUUCGACGAUGGCUCCGUUCAUUUCUCGACAUCCAGACUCGAUGAUGGGAUUCGGUGCUCCUCAGGCGCCGAUGUCCUCUAUGAUGCAUCCGCAGGGAAGACCAAACCACGGGAGUAUGCACUUCCUCGGCAGCAUGCGACCGAACGUCGGCUUCCGAGCACCAGCCUCGAUGUCGAUGUUCCCUCCGAUGACUCACAUGCACGCUCCUCCUAUGAAGUCCAUGAUGAGUCACAUGGGACCGCCGGUUGUCAUGGAUCAGUCCCAUGGCUCGCAGUUGCUCCCGACUAUGUUCAAUUCGCCCCCACCUUCGACUUUGAUGCAAUCGAUGGAAGAUCAUUUCUUCGAUCAGCAUCGAUCGACGUCGAUCUUUACCACACCUACCGCUGCUCCCUUGUUACCAACCGUUUCUACUUCCAUCGACAAUUCGCCUUCGAUCGUCGACACGUAUACCAAAACUGCAGAAAUCGUUGAUAAUUCUUCAAAAAUGACGAUGGACAGUGAAAAGAAAGAAGAGAACAAAGAUGACCAGAAGAAAAUUAUGGACAGUUCGUCUUCCGCUUCUCCACAAAUUACCACCGUACCCAGUUUGACCACGGAUCCGAUCUUCUCGCAUUACAAGCAACCAGCCAAACCGAUACGUGGACCGAUGUAUCUGAUCAUCCAAGGCCACUCUAAAGUGAAGACUUACAAGCCUACCGUCAGCAAGCACGGAGUACCAUUAGAGAGGAACGAGAUUCUGGAAAGCGCCACCGAGAGACAGCUGUCCAAAUUCGAGCAGUUCGUCCAGGAGAACACUAAGAACGGUAACCGAGCGAAUGCAGUCGCGAUCGAGAAAAAGAAGAUCGAAGAGAAGGCACGUGCAGAAAAGAUCGCGUUGGCUCGUCAAAACGAUUUAAUGAGCCUCGUCGAGAGUGGCCUGGUCAGCUUCACUGUUUCACCCACGUCGUCGACGGCAGAUGAUCGCGGGGCAAAUUCGGUGACCACGAUCGAGAUUAACGCCAAUUAAAUCCAUUCCUGAUCUCCUCUCUAGUUCUCAAAGAUUUCGGCAGGAUUCAAAUGGAAUCCCGACUUAAGAAAUUCGAUCGUAAAAACGGACUUGGAUGUACUUACAGAUUUUAUCAUUGACCCGUUGUGAAUUAACAUUAUUGGGUUUAUUCCAUAUCGGAUUCGUACCACAAGUAUUUAUCCGUAGAUUUAUCGCGAGGAAUCAGAGCCAUGAUAAAGCCUCUAUGUAUAUAGAGGUCUAAUGUAAUUCUGCAAAUGGUUAGAAAUCGUGGUUCACGAGUCGCGUUUAGCUCGCGCGUGAACGAUCGAGUUUCCUUAAAAUUGUUCGUUUCUCCACGCGUUUUAUUUAUUACCCUUUAUCACGCGAUUUCGCAGAGGCUCGCCGUGGUGGAUCUCCGAUCGAUCGAUCCUGCCACGGUUCUCGUUUGACGAGGAAGCGCGCCAACUUCUGAUGUGCCAGUAUACACACAACGUACACAUGUAUAAAUAUACGUAUAUAUAAAUAUAAAGUAUAUAUGCCAGAUGUCGCGACGGAUUAGAAAGCGAUCCCCGAUCGAAGUAAAGGUGAGAAAAUUGUUUGCUCGAUGGUCUGUCCUUCGCUCAAAGGAACAUGUAGGUAUGUAAGUAUGUGUGAAAAGGAUCGACGACACGUUAGGACUGUAUUUAUCGUAGUACCUAAUGAUCAUCGCGAUCAACGUAUUUAUCAUGCUGAUACAUCCAUAUUAUGCGCUGUCCCUCGAUUCUACGCAAACGCGAUCACGAGACAGCAGAUGUUUAUGCAUUUAUAGGAAUUUCGAAUGAUAAAAAAAAAUCACAGGAAGAUAGAAAGAAAUAAGAAAUACUAAAAAUAAAAUUAAUACAAUUGUUUUGCACUUCGUGUCUUUUAAUCGUAUUUGUAGAAUUUGCAUAAACGUUCGCAGUCUAGCGGUCACGAACGAAAGCUGGUAACUUCGUCUGUUCGGUAACGAUCAAACGGAUGCUUAUAAGGUUUAAAUUAAUCACGAUGUCGUCGCACGUGUUUCGCAUUGCAUUAUCAACACUAGUCUUAUCGCUAACCAGUUGUCUCGCUUGUCGUACAUGCACCAGCAUUCGAACCGGUCUGUUUAUUCGUUGAAAUUCUAUGGCACCAUAGCAAUGUGAAAUGGGACAACUCGCACGUACGAAAUCUUUUGAUACGUCGAAUAAAAACGGUGUUCCGUGCGUGGCAUCGAUCGUAGCAGAGGAACGUGCGCGAGGAUCGGAAAGGCAUUGAGUGCGUACUUUAUUUUAAAAAAAAAAGUGUGUACUAUGCUGCGUAUGAUGAAUUGUACCUGACGGUCCACACGUUUUGUUGAUUUUACGUUUAUCAAUAAAUUAUUGCAUUAUCGA
This is a messenger RNA of Ceratina calcarata, 4320 nucleotides long. RefSeq lists its product as uncharacterized. The record is from RefSeq and is a predicted model, not a curated record. The transcript is spliced from 3 exons. Bases 437 to 2953 code for a protein of 838 amino acids. Lineage: Eukaryota; Metazoa; Arthropoda; Insecta; Hymenoptera; Apidae.